This is a messenger RNA of Malus domestica (apple), 2011 nucleotides long. NCBI's taxonomy places the organism in Eukaryota, Viridiplantae, Streptophyta, Magnoliopsida, Rosales, Rosaceae. The record is from RefSeq and is a predicted model, not a curated record.
UCGCUCCAUCUCUUUGUCUAGUAUUUGCUGAGCGAGUGGGUGAUAGGGAACAUUUGUUCAAACUCCCCGUAACAAGGAUAUGGCUUACCCCUACUACUCUCCACCACCACCUUCACCUCCUCUACCAUGCGCUCCACCACCACCACCACCACCACCUCCUCCUCCUCCUCUGCCAUGUAACCCCGUAAGCUCACCACCACCACCAUCCCCCCAUCACCACCACCACCAUCACCAUCCAAAAGCACCACCGAAACAUAACCAAGUCUAUCCUCCUCCACCACCGUCACCAACACCACCACCGCCUCACCACCACCAUGACUAUCCGAAGCCACCACCUCAGUCACCUCCUCCCCCAUCCCAUCAUCACCAUGUUUACCCUAAGCCGCCACCACCAUCACCGUCUCCACCGCCACCACAUCACCAUGACUAUCCAAAAGCUCCACCACCUGAGCACCACCAUGACCAUCCUAAACCACCAUCUCCUUCUCCACCACCACCACACCACCAUGAUUAUCCUAAACCACCAUGUUCUUCUCCUCCACCACCACACCACCAUGACUACCCUAAACCACCAUCUCCUUCUCCUCCGCCACCACACCACCAUUACUAUCCUAGGCCACCAUCUCCUUCUCCUCCACCACCACAUCACCAUGACUAUCCUAAACCUCCAACUUAUUCACCACCUCAUGCACUACCACCCUCAGUUCCAGCACAGCCCCCAACGAAGCAUGUGGCACCACCACCUCACUCACAUGUCUAUCCACCAAAGCCUUCUUGUGGUGCUCCACCACCUGAACAUGUACAUCCACCAAAGCCCAGCCAACCUCCAGUACUCCCUCCGAAGCCAUGCCCACCAAAAGCAUCACCACCAAAGCCGUACCCGCCAAAAGCAUCGCCACCAAAACCUUCUUAUGGUGCUUCACCACCUGAACAUGUACAUCCACCAAAGCCUUCUUACGGUGCUCCACCACCUGAACACGUACACCCACCAAAGCCCAGCCAACCUCCAGUACACCCUCCGAAGCCAUACCCACCAAAAGCAUCACCACCAAAGCCGUACCCGCCAAAAGCAUCGCCACCAAAGCCCGGCCAACCUCCAGUACACCCUCCGAUGCCAUACCCACCAAAGGCAUCACCACCAAAACCAUACCCGCCAAAAGCAUCGCCACCAAAGCCCAGCCAACCUCCAGUACACCCUCCGAAGCCAUACCCACCAAAAGCAUCACCACCAAAGCCAUACCCGCCAAAAGCAUCACCGCCAAAGACUAGUCAGCCUCCUGUAGUACAACCCCCAAAGCCGUACCCACCAAAAGCAUCUCCACCAAAGCCAUACCCUCCCAAAUCGUCACCACCAAAAGGUAGUCGCCCACCAAAGGCGGCGCCACCAAAACCACCAAAGGGCGCGACACCACCUGCAUUCCCUCCUGGUUAUUACAUUCCACCUACUUAUUACGGCAACCCUCCUCCUCCUAACGCUGUACCACCGUCAUUCGAAAUCGUUGCACCGCCUCCUGGGAAAAACCACACCACCGUUAUCGCCGUGUGCGUUUCCCUGGGUGGUGCAUUCUUCCUUGCGUUCCUCUUGGUCGGUCUCUUUUGUUUUGCCAAGAAGAAGAAGAAAGUGAUGGUUCCUGCACCUAUUCCUUGUGUUGAGGAAGAAGAAGAAAUUGUCCAAGUAGCAGCAGUUGGAGGAGGAGGAUAUGGCGCGGAGCCAACUCCAGUUGCAGUUCCCAUAGAGCAACAUGGAUAUGGUGGUGGUGGUGCAGCUGAGAUCGGACCUUCUUAUGCUCCUCCUAGUCAUCGUCCAAGUUGCUAAUAAAGCCACGUCAUUUUCGGUUGCAUUCUUCUAAGUUGGUGUGACUGCAUUAUCCUUUAGGCAUCAAAGAAGAAAAAUACAGUGGCCAGCUAAUAAAGAGCUCGGGUUGUACUAUGAAGGGAAAGCCCAAAUGUGUUCGUGAUGUAAAGUACUUUUGUGAAUUAUAAUAAGAAUGUUCAUCAAUUAUCACGGCGA